Molecule: messenger RNA, 2406 nt
Organism: Henningerozyma blattae CBS 6284
Lineage: Eukaryota; Fungi; Ascomycota; Saccharomycetes; Saccharomycetales; Saccharomycetaceae
Gene: DOT6
Product: Dot6p
Exons: 1
Coding region: 1-2406 (801 amino acids)
Source: RefSeq, a predicted model, not a curated record
AUGGCAGUUCAAAAUCUUGGUCCUCCAUCCAUUUCAGAAGGUUCAUUUACUGAUAGUGCUAGUCCUAUAUUAUCAGUUUCACCGGUGGAUUCUCCUCAUGACGCAACUCCAAUUAUCCCCAUUAAGCACGCGUCAAGUGUAUCAACCACUACUAGUAAAGCUGCUACUACGUCAGUAUCAUCAUCAUCAACCACAUCUGCUUCUGUGAAGACCACUUUGAAAAAUUCAUCAUCUUGGGACCCCAAAGAUGAUUUAUUAUUACGCCAUUUGAAAGAAGUGAAAAAAUUGGGUUGGAAAGAAAUUGCUACAUAUUUUGAUAAUAGAACUUCUAAUGCCUGUCAAUUUAGAUGGAGAAGAUUAAAGUCAGGGAAUUUGAAAACUAAUAAAACUGUUAGUAUUAAAGAUAUUGAUAAAGUUUUUUCUGAUUUAAAUUCCGAUAUGAACACUUCUAAAGAUAGAAAUUCCUCUAUAGUGUCUACCACGUCAAAAUUGAAAAAACAAGAUUCAUCUUUAUUAGAAUCAUCUACAAAUAAUGAUAAGAAAUCUUCAAUUCUAGGAGCUUCUAAUAUUUCUGAUUCAAAACAAUUAUUGUUAUCUUCAUCCAAUAACCGAGAGAGUAAUAUUAAUACAAACAAUGAUCAAUCUUCUGCUUCACAUAUUAUUUCAAAUAGUAGAUUAACAUCUGGAUUUAUGAAGCCUAGAUCGGCUUCUUCUAGUCAUCUUGGCCCAGGCCCUUAUCCUAAUAAGUCACAUAUUUCCAACUCAAACAUGAAUAUGUUUAGUGCUAAUUAUGAUAUUAAUAAUACUAUUACUAAGAAUAGUGAUAUUAGCAAUAAUAUUAAUAAUAAAAACAACAACAAUAAUAAUAACAAUAAUCUUACUCAUACUACUAAAAGUUUAAAUCAAUCUAAUACUGCCACUAUUAAUGGUAAAAACGUUUUUCAACCUCAUCAUAAUAAUAAUGCUAAUAAUAUUCUUUCAAAUAAUAAACCUUCUUCAUCUAUUAAUAAUAAUAAUAAUAAUACUAAUAAUAAUAAUAAUAAUAAUACUAUAAAAUCAAGUGCAAUAAUGAAUUCUCUACCACCUGAUACUGAAAAUGUUGGCCUAAUUCCGAAAAUAGUUAUAAGAUCAAGAAGAGCUUCCUCAGUUAUUCCAUCAUCUACAUCUAUUGCAUCUUCAUUCAGUGGUACAAAAUCUCGCAAGAAUUCUUUCUCUACUAGAUCAAGAAGAUCCUCUUUUAACGUUUCUACUGGUAAUUCAUUUGCAAAUACUUCUUCAUUUACCUCAAGCUUAACUCCAAUAGCUACGCCUGUUGCAAACCGAAGAAGAUCAUCAUUGAUUUCACCUGGUUCUUUCCCUCAUGCUCAUGUCCAUUCACAUCAGUAUACUCAUUCAUACCAACAUUUAACUCCAUCCUUUAGUAAUAAUCCAUCAUCUAAUUAUUACAGUAACAGCAACAGUAAUAGUUAUAAUACAUCUAAUUAUAAUACUAAUAAUAAUAAUUCUUUUGAUUAUAAUGCAUUAUCAAGCGCUGACUCCACCAGAAGAAAUUCUGUCAGCAAUAGAUCAGCUUCUUCAGUAUCAAAUACACCAUCUAAUUUUUCCAACAUGAAAACUAGUAGACCUCCUAUAUUUGUUGAUAUGAAUACCACACCCUCAACUACUCAUGAAAACUUAAAUAAUAGACGAAGAAAUAGUUAUUAUCCAAUUGAAUCUACAAGUCAUUGGACCAAUGAAGAAGUUAAUUUAAUCACUCAACAUAAAAAGAGAGGAUUAUCCAUUACUGAAUUAUCAAUUUUACUACCUACUAAAUCAGAAAAUGAUAUCAAGGAUCAUUUAAAUAUGCAUUCUGAUUCUAAAUUAUCUAUAUCGGAUGAAAUUCAAGUGAUUGAAGAAUAUAAACAACAAAAUAGUUAUCAUUCUACAAGUGCUAUCAAAGAUACAUCUAUUGAUGAAGAUACAGAUUUAGAAGAUGAAGAUUCUCAUUUAGAAAAUCAUACUACCAGUGGUAAUGUUAAUCAACCGAUUUCUGAUAAAACUGCUAAAUCGACCAAUGUUUUGAAUCCGAUUUAUUCUAAUUCCAAGAUUAAUCUUGAUAUUCAUAAUGAAACAAUGAACACUAAUAAAGCCGAUGAAACUACAGCUAAUGAUAAUAGUAUAUAUGAUUUUAGUGAAGAUAAUAGUACCACACCCAAUGUAUCAAGGAGUUUAACACCAAACACACCAAGUAACGUGUUAUCUAAUGUAUCUAGUAAUUCUACUUCUACUUAUGUCUCAAAUUCGAAUCCUACAACUAAAUCGAAUAAUUCUCAAUCCAAGAUUAAAAAUAUUAAUUUCCAAAAUAAUAAUCAAGCUGGGAGCACUGCUGAAUCACCUUCCAAAUCUAAUAAUACUCAAUUGAAUUAG